Carassius auratus (goldfish) is the source of this 2502-nucleotide messenger RNA. RefSeq names its product protein tyrosine phosphatase domain-containing protein 1-like. Bases 203 to 2167 code for a protein of 654 amino acids. Gene Ontology annotation, molecular function: protein tyrosine phosphatase activity. The record is from RefSeq and is a predicted model, not a curated record. Gene Ontology annotation, biological process: protein dephosphorylation; cilium assembly. NCBI's taxonomy places the organism in Eukaryota, Metazoa, Chordata, Actinopteri, Cypriniformes, Cyprinidae. The transcript is spliced from 9 exons.
UUAUAAUGAUUUCUGAGGAAUUGUGUGCUGAAGUAAUGAAGCUGAAAAUUGAUCUUAUUGUUUUUACUGUAUUCCUGAUGAAUGCAGCUUUAAUUGAGUAUAAGCAACAACUUCAAAUAAACCUUACUGAGUCCUUGAUGUCAGUAGAGCUCAUUCAUUUAUCCUGUGCUCAAACAGAUAAUGCCAUGGAGGAGGAAGUAUCAUGGACUUUGUGACGGGUUCCAGGGUUCCCAGAGCCAAAUACACGAUGGUUCGAGAGGUGCUGUGUUACGUGAUCCCCUAUCAUAUGCAGUGCUCCAUGGGAUGUGGUGGACUGGCCUGCAAGUAUGAGGACCCUUCACACUGGAGUGAAGACGAUCAGGCCAUCAGAGGAAUCUACUCGUCCUGGAUCACUGAUAAUCUGCUGGCCAUGGCCCGCCCUUCCACUGACAUCAUUGAAAAAUUUGCCGUUAUAGACCAGUUUUUGAGAUGUGGUUUGAAGACAGUUAUUAACCUCCAGUGCCCUGGUGAACAUGCCAGCUGUGGAAACCCACUGGAUCCCCAGAGCGGCUUCACGUAUCGACCGGAGACAUUCAUGGAGGCUGGCAUAUAUUUCUACAACUUUAGAUGGAAUGACUAUGGUGUGGCAUCUCUCACAUCCAUCUUGGAUAUGGUCAAAGUCAUGUGUUUUGCCAUCCAAGAAGGCAAGAUGGCUGUUCACUGUCAUGCAGGGCUUGGCAGAACAGGUGUGUUGCUGGCCUGUUUCUUCUUGUUCACCACACAGAUGACAGCAGACCAAGCCAUUCUGUUAGUUCGAAGCAAACGACCCAACUCUAUCCAGACUAGAGGACAGCUCCAUUGUGUCAGGCAGUUUGCUCAGUUCCUGGUUCCGCUAAGGAAUGUGUUUGCUAACGCUGAGCCUAGAGCGCCGCCUGUUACUCUUUCACAAUACUUGAUCCGCCAAAAACAUAUACUGCAUGGAUAUGAGGCUCGGAAGUUGAGAUACGUGCCAAAGCUCGUCCCUCUCAUCUGCAGACUCCUACUGGACAUCGCAGAGAAUCGCCAGGUUAUCGAGGAGGACAUUGUCGAGGUUCCUGACGUCACAUCUGUGGUAGAGAAAACUUUAAAUGAGAGUUCAGUGUAUCAGUUAAACAGAGAGAUUUGGGGAAAUGGGAUGACUCUGAUCAGUCCCCGUCUUCCAGGUCUACCCAGAGCCAACAGAGGCAACACACAACCUCUUUACUAUGUCCGUAAGAGCCUCAGCUACAGCGAGUCUGACCUCCAGAGGUUAGCAGCGUCUUUAAACCUCUCGGAUAACCCUCUCGGGGUUUUAGCCAGCAUCCACUCAACUACCAUCAACGAUCAGCUGGGAGCUUUCAACUGUGUUUCCCAGAACUAUGUCGCUCCUUCUCUGGGGGCUUGUAAGAACAAUUACAUCUACAGCUCAACCAGCAAUAUAUGGGAGCUGAAAACUCUUAUGGACCAGACAGAAGGAUCUCCACUGCUCAAAACCAGGAGACAGUCUGUCCUGCAGCGAAGCCAAUCUCUAGGCGUUUCAGAUGAGAAAAGCACCACGAACAUCGCAAGAAUACUGGCCUACUGGAGGAGAGACUGCAAGCAAAGCACUGACCCUGACGAGGCUCAACACAUUGAGAAAGAGCAUUCGGAGGUGCCCUUCAUCACUGUCCAGUCCGAGUUGUCUCUGGAGUCUCGUCACCUCCUGGUGGCUCAGUCCCUUGCAGUAGACCUCGAGAAGGAUGGAGAGAAGGAGCAAAUUCAGAAGGUGUCUACUUGGCAGGCAGAUCUUAACCGUCAAGGUGCAUGGGAGCGACUGUGUUUGGAGAAAGACCCAUUUAUUCUGUCUGGAAUCAUGUGGUCCUGGCUGGAGCAGCUCAAAGAGCCAAUCAUCUCAGAUCAUGAUGUUCACACACUAACAGAGACCAGCCAGGACCCCCAAACUGUGCUCAAUUGCCUAGAUAGGGCUUCCAGGGAAACCUUGAUGUGCAUUCUGGACUGUUUCGCUCAUUUACUGACAACAACUGAGGAAAUCGAGAGUGCUUUCCUGGAGCGAGCGACCAAAGCUUUCACAAAGAUGAAAAACACCAAUGGUGGGAAGAGCGUCCACAAAAUCAUGAACGGGGUCUUGAAGCUUGUUCUGCAUCAUUUGAGGAACGAGUUUGAGGUCUAACACAUGCAACAAUCACUAAACUACAGUUAACUACAAAGAGAAUGAGUUUAUCUACAUCUGUGUCCAAUGUCAGAGACGAGCUCCACACAUUUCUUUGGUUGCUCCUCAGCUUUCGGUUCAGAUGAAGAAUCCAGCUUGUGAUUUAGCCCACAGAUAGACUGAAUUAUAAUUAUCCCAUUUUUAGAAGUUAGAAAAUGUGUUUUACGUGGUGAAUUGAUUGAUGUAAACUGUAUGUUAUGUGCCAUAGUGCUAAUACUUGAAAGCAUUGCUUAAACUUCCCAUUUUUGUACAAUGUUUGUACAGUUAUUUGUAAUAAAAUACUUAGAUUGCACACA